AAAGUCUUCCCCACUCAGAAAUGCUUGCUAACAGGUAGCCCAGCUGUCGGUGGUAGUUGCGGGCUCGCCGCUGCUCUCGUUAUGUCCCUGAAGGCCAUCAUCUCCAAGGAUGGCCCCAGCCCUAGCCAAGCUUGCGUGCUGCUCUUUCUGUUCCCGCUGACGGUUCAAGUCGUUUUAUUUGCUGCCACUUACUUGUACUUCACAAAUGAGCUGAAGCAGCUGGCACACCUACAAGAUUCAAAUUCUCAAAGCAGCCUGGCAUGCCUUACAAAGGAAUACUUGGGAGCCAUGAUGGGUAAUAGAGACCCCGGUGGUGGUGUAGAGCAGGCAGACCUCCUAUGCCUGCAGUUCAAAUGGCAGCUCCAGCAGCUGAUUAGAAAGGAGCUUUUGACAAUCUAUGAGGAUUCUUCUACAAGUCAAGAUAAGAGUCAGAAUAACCCUUCUGGAGCCAGAGAAAACUUAAGUCAGAAUGCUGUCCAGAGAGUAGCGGCUCAUCUCACUGGAAACAGGCAGAUGAGUUCUACCUUUUCUAGAAGUUCAUUGGUUGGGAGAGCUCCAGGUUGGAAAAUCAACUACUGGGAAUCUUCAAGGAAAGGACAUUCAUUCCUACAUAACGUGCACGUGUUGGAUGGUGAGCUCAUCAUUUCCCAAACUGGAUAUUAUUAUAUCUAUUCCCAAACCUACUUUCGAUUCCAGGAGCUGGAAGGAAGUUCUGUUUCAACUUUGAGUGAAGAGAAGAGUAAACACCCCAAACAACUGGUCCAAUACAUUUACAAAGUGACAAGUUACCCAGAACCCAUCCUUCUCUUGAAAAGUGUGAAGACUAGCUGUUGGUCCAAAAAUUCAGAGUAUGGACUCUAUUCCAUUUAUCAAGGUGGGGUAUUCGAGCUCAGGGAGAAUGAAAGAAUCUUUGUGUCUGUCAGCAACGACAAAUUGAUCGAUAUGGACAAAGAAGCUAGUUUUUUUGGUGCUUUUCUAAUUGGCUAAAUGUUCAUAAUUACAUAUUUUAAAAGUAGCCACCACCACCAUUUUACCUGCAGUAUGAGAAAUAAUGACAGUAGACUUCCAGUGAAUGAUCCUGUUAAAAAUGAGAUCUGUCAGUCACCUGAUAAAUACACAUUUAUUAAGCA
Messenger RNA from Trichosurus vulpecula (common brushtail), 1130 nucleotides. It is a transcript of the gene TNFSF10, whose product is annotated as TNF superfamily member 10. Gene Ontology annotation, molecular function: CD40 receptor binding; tumor necrosis factor receptor binding. Gene Ontology annotation, biological process: immune response. The transcript is spliced from 5 exons. The record is from RefSeq and is a predicted model, not a curated record. NCBI's taxonomy places the organism in Eukaryota, Metazoa, Chordata, Mammalia, Diprotodontia, Phalangeridae. Bases 82 to 987 code for a protein of 301 amino acids. Gene Ontology annotation, cellular component: membrane.